ACCUUUCCUCCGACUCCUAGCAGAUGACGUCCGAGAGCUGCGCAUCCCAGCGCGAGCCGGUGUGUAAGCGCGGUUAUCUUCCUCUAGUUUUAGCAGACGAAUGAAGAAGCUAGGAGCAUGUCUGAAGAUGAAAACUGUGAGGGAAGUGAGCCGACGUAUGAUACAAAUGACUUUGACGUAUCUCACUCACUGUCCAUAAAAGUCGAAUAUUACAGAUCAUUUGAGUACACCCUGAAUUGGACGACGCCCAUGUCUCUCCGACGAUCCUCCAGACUGAAGUUCCCCCAGAAAAGUCCUGCAUCAAACGAAGACGUCACUCGGUCUCGCCGYAGGAGCCAGAGAGGAAGGCCGCGGCUGGAGGAGACCCACGCGGAUGAGAGCGAGGGAAGUGACAUCAUCGACCUCAUCACCAGCAAUCCUUUUUCCRAGGAAGGGGCCGCGAGGGAGGCUGUUGGCUUACUCAGUUAUGGACUGGAUAAGUCAAAUGAUGAAAGUGGCUCUGAAAGCAGCAACAGCAGCAUAGUUUCCGGUCCGUCCGCUCUGUGCUGUGAUUACAGAGACCAGCUUUACCGCGACCUUUGCUCAGCUUGCCACAAGCUGUACGAGAAGACUAAAAGGUUGAAGACGCCGAUCAGAAGCAAACUUCUAGAUAAUGAUCCCAAAUCUCUGACCUGUGACCAAUGGGUCCUGAUGAAAAGAUGGAAGCCUAAAGGACAACCUGAUGCCAGACGGAGGUUGUUAAGUCACAUUCAGCUGGAUGAUGGAGUCGUUGUGAGACGAGGAGAGCAAUCCUCACCCUGUUCGAGGCCGCACAUUUUCCUCAAGAGGAACUUGAGAAGGGCCAAUUCCAAGGCAGAAAAUCAGAAGAAGAAGAGGAGGAGGAAGAGGACGAGCAGUUCUCAAGGCUCCCGCGUUGCUAAGCAGCAGCGUCUCCAAAACAACAGUCUGCACCAGCACACAAAAACAAAAGCCAUGGUCGACAACUCAAACAGGAGUUUUAGCAGCGUCAGCGACCCCAGAGAUCAAGUAAAUCCAGAAACGGAGGGUUGUGCUAAGGACGGUGUGACUGAAGUUGUUCCGGCAUCAGCGGACGUCCGCGCCCCGAGGAGAGCACCGAAGAAGAUGGGCGAGUUCAGAGAUCUUCUCGUUCAGCUGCGGGGGAGCAGCAGCGUGAUCAUCAGAGAAACAUCCUAACAACAACACGGUCGGAGGCGUCCGUCUUUAUCGAAGCAGAGGGCCUCUGAUUAUUUAUACUUUAUUUUUUGAAGUGCUGUUUGAGUUCGCUACUCUAAUUCUGUUGGAUUCGUUUUCCUUAAAGUAUUGUUGCAGUUUCAUAAGCAUUCACGUUCAUCUAUUUGUUUGUUUGUGUUUUUGCUAAAAAUUAAUUGAAUUGAAAUUCCCAUGCAUCUUAACUGUGAAUAAAUGUAUUUAAACAUUUUUACCAGUUGCAUCUGUCUCUGUAGUGCAACACCUGCCACAUUUAUUGCAGCCAAAAAAAGAAAGCUUACUUGUUAAAUUCAGCGUAAGAUUACUUGCUGAUGCAAUAGAUCAUUCAUUUUAAGACUUCACACAUCUUUACAAGGUGCGACCUCAAAAUUAGGUACACCACAAACAUGGUGUUGUUUUCCUUUUGUUCGUGCAAAGUUAUCUGAUAACAAAAUUCAAGUAAAUGC
Molecule: messenger RNA, 1673 nt
Organism: Poecilia reticulata (guppy)
Lineage: Eukaryota; Metazoa; Chordata; Actinopteri; Cyprinodontiformes; Poeciliidae
Source: RefSeq, a predicted model, not a curated record